ACGCACUGAAUGUUAAUAUUUUAAAAGUCUACAGUCUAACUGGUGUUCUUGUUAGAAACAAGAUAUAUUACCACGGAGGUCUACAAAGUGCUGAGACUAAUGAUUUUAUCCCAAAUAUUUUACAUUCUUCGGAUAUAAUAAAAUUAUCUAAAAUUUUCACCGACUCCGAUUUUUUUUCAUUUCCAUAUCAUAACGCAUUUCAUAUAAGAAGUAAUAAAAUAUAUUUUUUCGGUGGUCAACGGACUGAUGAUAAUGAAUCAAUUUUUGGAAGAUAUGACAUUAAAAAUCGUAAUUGGAAAGUCUUUAAAAAUUCAACUGAAAGUCCAUUUAAUUUAGAGGAUCAUUCAUGCGUGAUGGCAAAUAACGGCUUAUUCGUGAUUUUUGGUGGAAAAAUUCUUGUAUCAGGCGCUAGUGUCUACUCAAAAGAUAUUUAUAUCGCAAACACUAAUUCUGAACAUUGGGGCAAUAACUGGAUUAACCCGAUUUUUACUUACGGGCCAGGACCAAGAGCAUUCCAUUCAGCGACAAUUCUUCCGGAUGGUAGAAUGGUUGUGUUGGGUGGACGAACAAACGAUUCGAUGUUCGCCCCGAUGUCGGAAAUUUGGGUAUAUAAUAUCGAUAUGAAUGAAUGGCAAAAUAUUGUGGCAAAUGGGGAUAUUCCAAGUCCAAGAAGUGGACAUUCCACAAUAUUAACAUCGGACAAUAAAAUUAUUAUAUAUGGUGGUACAUCCGAUGUUAAUUUGUCACAACCAUUGGCAGUACUCGAUACUUCGGUUUGGAUGUGGUCGCAGAAAAAAAUUAUUAGUUCAAUUGAGAGAUAUUGCUACACAACUAAUACAGUCUGUAAACAAUUAAUAAUCACUUUUGGGAAUGAACCAAAGAUUGAUCCACUUAACGACAUUACCAUUCUUAAUAUAACGAUUUGGGCAAUUAAUACCACUUCUAAAUCAGAAAUAUUGUCUAUUAAUGAGGAAAUGUCACCAUCAAGUGAUCAAAAAGUUUUUGCUAAAAGAUCUAUUUACAAUAAUAAUAAUGAAGGAACCAUGAUUAUUGUUAUCAUUGUCGGGAUAACUGUUAUUUUUGCUGGUACCUUUGCCUACCUUUUAUAUCUUUGGCUUAAUAAAAGAAGAAAACGCAGACAAAAACGAAACGUCCAAUCGAAAAGACAUACAGCAGCAGACGACAUCGCAAUGCUAUUAGGAUUUUUUGGAAAAUCUUUAGAACCAAGCACCGCUCCAGGAUUAGAAUUAGAUUCAAUAAUAGUUCCUGAAUCUAAUUAUUCACAAUCUAUUAACGAUUCAGGAACUGGAACCCCAUUGUCAUCAAAAUCACCACUGUCUUUAUUAUCCGCAAAUCAAGUUGACCAUUCGUCAAUAUCUCAUUUAACUCGUAAGCCAACAAUACCGCACAAGCCACUAUCAAUUCCUCAACCUAUAAUGGAAAUACCUUCACGAUCAGCAUCUUCACUAUCACAUCCUGUUUCACGGACACCAACGCCAUCUACAUCAUCAGAUUCAUCUCGAAAACAGUCACGAUUAAUAAUAGACGAUGGUCUCUUAGUAAGACCACGUCAAGUUUAUAAAAUCAAUUCAAGAACGCUCAGACGUGAGUUGAAGUGA
Messenger RNA from Dentiscutata heterogama, 1619 nucleotides. The record is from the annotation of a GenBank genome assembly. NCBI's taxonomy places the organism in Eukaryota, Fungi, Glomeromycota, Glomeromycetes, Diversisporales, Gigasporaceae.